UGCUCCUCCAAAUGAAAGCUGGUCACACAGCAGAUCAUAUGUUCACAACAAAACGCUCAAAAUACACCAGAUCAAUAAACAAAGCGGCGCAAUCCUGAGCAUUAAUUGCUACACAAACAAUACAAACAAAUGGCGGAAACUCGCCGACGUUUUCGCAACAAGAAGCGGGAUGAUGGACGCCAGGGCGGCGCACCUUCCACGCCGGUGACAAUAGCGCGUCGUGAAGAUGCGCGCAAUGCGCUGGUGCAACCAAAGAUAUUGCUCAAAAAGGAGACGGAGAGCAACAACAGUAACACGGGCAGCAGCAGCAGCAAUAACGAGCCACAGUUGCUCACCGGCAGCACAUCUGCGAUUAAGACGAUCAUCAUCAAUCGCAGCAGCGAUGCCACACGUCACAGCAGCGAACGUGGCAUGCCCACGGCGACGACAUCGGCCUCCGUGUGUGCCGCACUGACCACCGCAAGCAACAAAGAGAAACCUCAAGGUGGAGCAGGAGCAACAGCCGCAGCUUCAACGGCAGCUGCAGCUGGACAGGAUGGGAUGUUGGGACCGCCGCGAAUGACACGACCCACCACGCUGCUGAUGUCGAAUGGGGCCUUCAAUGCCAAUGCCCGCAAAUUGUUUCACAAAACCAACACGGACUUCACCGUCAUCGGUGUGCUGGGCGCUCAAUCGGUGGGGAAAUCGACGUUGUUGAAUCUGCUGAGCGCUGAACGCGAUGCCAACUACGAUUACUAUGGACAUUUGUUUGCACCAGACGCUGAUGAAUGCAUUUUCUCCACCCGACAUCGUUCAAAGACACAGCAACAACAAUCGCAACAGCAACCACAGCAGCAGCAACAACAAUCAAAAUCACGACGCACCGAAUCCUUGCAGUUUUUCAUAACACGCGAACGUUUUGUGCUGCUGGACUCGGUGUCCUUCGGCAAGGAGGCAGAAGAGCAACAAGAGUUGCCAACGCUAUCGCUCAUCAUGCAACUGCUAAGCGUGUGUCAUGUUCUCCUGCUAGCGGUGGAUGAACUGAGUCUGGAGCAAGUGCGUCUGCUGCAGACAGCUUUGCGUCUGCGACCCCGCUCACCCAUCAAGAGCUAUGUGCCCGGCCAUCUGCCGCAGCUGAUGUUUGUGCGCACUCGCGCUCAGCGACAGCAUUUUGAGCCCGCUUGGCGUGAGUGCUUCGAUCGCCAGUUGACGCUGCUCUUCGAGGCCAGCGGAUUGCCCAUGCAUCGGGGACGCGGUGAGGCGCGGGUUAUCAACAGUUUCGUGCUGCCUCUGGUGCGCAGCAAUGCGGCCACCUGCCAUCAUCCGGAGCUCUUUGAGUUAGUCCGUGAGUUUCGCGAACGUGUGCUCACCAUGCAACGCAUCUCCAUGUGUCCAAGUCAUGACUUUAGCGAGUCGCUGUGGUUCGAUCUGAUGGCAGAGACGACCCGGAAAUGCAAUUCAGAUAGCCAGCACUUUGAGAGCAUCUUCGGAGACAUCAAGCAUCGGCAUUUCGAGUCGCUGUGCUCAAAGAGUUGGCGCAACAACGAAGGCGUCACUUCUGUCUCUGCUUCUGCCUCGAACUCGUGGCGCAACGAUGCCUGAACAGAGAGAGAGAACGCAUGCAUGAGAGCGGGACAGCGAUAGAGUAGCGUUUAAGCUUAAGUUACAAUUAAAUAAGAUUUUUGUAUAAAUAAAUAAUAGAUAUUGUUAUGCAGAAGAUAAAAAUGC
Molecule: messenger RNA, 1707 nt
Organism: Drosophila albomicans
Lineage: Eukaryota; Metazoa; Arthropoda; Insecta; Diptera; Drosophilidae
Product: protein SMG9
Exons: 2
Coding region: 130-1581 (483 amino acids)
Biological process (GO): nuclear-transcribed mRNA catabolic process, nonsense-mediated decay
Source: RefSeq, a predicted model, not a curated record